Messenger RNA from Tripterygium wilfordii, 1027 nucleotides. Its product is annotated as 60S ribosomal protein L10a-1. NCBI's taxonomy places the organism in Eukaryota, Viridiplantae, Streptophyta, Magnoliopsida, Celastrales, Celastraceae. The record is from RefSeq and is a predicted model, not a curated record. Bases 147 to 797 code for a protein of 216 amino acids. Gene Ontology annotation, biological process: translation. The transcript has 6 exons. Gene Ontology annotation, cellular component: large ribosomal subunit. Gene Ontology annotation, molecular function: RNA binding; structural constituent of ribosome.
AGAGUAGACGUUCAUAGGGUUUACUGGCUGCUGAGUGCUGACUUAUCGCUGUAUAUAUAUCACUGAUACGCAGCCACGAGUUCCAGCUAGGGUUUCCUUUUCCUUCUGGACAACUAUCGGCGAGCGGGCUUGUUGGAAGGGCAAAUAUGAGUAAGCUUCAGAGUGAUGCCCUGAGAGAGGCUAUAUCAACCAUUGUCAAGGAGUCCGCAGAGAAAAAGAGAAACUUUGUUCAGACUAUUGAACUCCAGAUUGGGUUGAAGAAUUAUGAUCCCCAAAAGGAUAAGCGUUUCAGUGGUUCUGUGAAGUUGCCGCAUAUUCCUCGUCCAAAAAUGAAAGUAUGCAUGCUUGGAGAUGCUCAGCAUGUAGAAGAGGCAGAGAAAAUGGGGUUGGAUUAUAUGGACGUGGAAGCAUUGAAGAAGCUAAACAAGAAUAAAAAACUUGUCAAGAAGCUUGCAAAGAAGUACCAUGCCUUUUUGGCUUCAGAAUCUGUCAUUAAACAGAUCCCUCGUCUUUUGGGGCCCGGUCUCAACAAGGCAGGAAAGUUUCCUACACUUGUCAGUCAUCAAGAGUCCCUUGAGUCUAAAGUUAACGAGACCAAGGCAACGGUGAAGUUCCAGUUGAAGAAGGUUCUCUGCAUGGGAGUUGCUGUGGGAAAUGUCUCAAUGGAGGAGAAGCAGAUAUUUCAGAAUGUGCAAAUGAGUGUUAACUUCCUUGUUUCGUUGUUGAAGAAGAACUGGCAGAAUGUGAAGUGCUUGUACCUGAAGAGCACCAUGGGCAGUCCUAACCGCAUCUUUUGAUUUUUAAACUAUUAUCUGUUGAAGUUGUGCAAGGAGAACUAGUGUGACAAAAUACUUAAAAAAGUGUUUUAUCAGAAUGGCCAUGUUUUCAUUCUGUUUGACAUGCACAAUAUUUUUGUUGGAAUUUUUUUUUCGCAUUCUAGUUUUGGACCUCAACUGGAUCUUUUGGUAUUAUUGUUUUUGUCAUUAAUUUCUUUGUGCAAUAGCUUCUAUGUUCAGAUUCGUUGUCA